CUGAAGUGUCGUGUUCGAGGGGCUUGUUUUUUGUCUAUAUAAGGAUGGGACCCAUUUUGCCCUGAUUUUUAAUCCCUGAGGCCAGGGUUUGGAGGAUUCUCUGAGGGAGGUGUUAUCUCGAUACGGAGAGAAACGAGAAAAGAUUACUCUUUCGACGGCGAGAAAGGUUUGGACUUUGGACAGAUCUGGUCCAUCUAGAGACUCCAUCAGGCAAUAUUUGAGGCCGGCUGCAUCUUUGCUAUCAAAACGAAAGUUUUAGUGGUGUUCAAAAUACCAUUAGCUAGAUCCUCAAUCUAGCAAUGAUGGAAGAUGAUACUAUCAUUGAAAUGACAACACACUCAAAUUCAAAAUUAUGCACAAGUUUCCAACAUGACAAUAGUAAUUUCCAUGGGAUUGGGUCAAUAAGAAUUUCACAUGAUGUGGCAACAAGGGUGAUAGAGGAAAUCAAUGAAGAUGAGAGAGCAGCACAGGCUGGUGAUAGUGGAAGACGAUCACUAUAUGGUAGUGAAAGACGAUCACUCUAUGGGUCAAUAAGCCUUUCACGUGAUGUGGCAGCAAGGGUGAUAGAGGAAAUUGAUGAAGAUGAGAGAGUGGCACAAAUUGGUGAUAGUGGAAGACGAUCACUAUAUGGUAGUGAAAGACGAUCAUUGUAUGGUAGUGAAAGACAUGAAAUUAAUGGGAAUACAAUUGAUGUGGGAUUGAGAGGUAUGGAAGUGAUACCAGGUGAUGAUCUCAUUUGUUCUUACCCACGUGGAGAUCCUACAUGGAUUGCAACUUCACCCGUGUCACCAUUUUCUUCUGAUAUUAUUGCAUCACCUAUGUCAGACAACCUUUUAUUAGUAUCAGAAGGAAGAUAUAUGGACAAAACCCAACAUCAUCAACAUCCACCAAAACAGUUAUUGCAUUGGCAGGGCAAUCAAGAGAAAUAUUCAUGCAUCAUGGAAUAUAUAAUGAUCUUUUCUCAUCUAGGAGUGUUUGGGAUUGUUGGGAUCUUUGUACGAUAUUCAUUACAAAUAUUAUUUGGGCCAAAUGUAGCCGAUGUGACAAAUUAUCACAGUGCUCUUUACGUUGAUCUCCCUUCAAACAUGGUUGGAAGCUUUUUCAUGGGAUGGGUUGGAGUUGCAUUCAAAAGAGAUAUUUCUCUUUUCUCUGAAGCAUUGGCCAUUGGACUAUCGACAGGGCUAAUGGGAAGCAUUACUACUUUUACAUCUUGGAUUCAAGAAAUAGUAAACUUAACAACUAAAGGAAAUUGGGUAAUUGGACUUGUUGGUCUUCUUUUAGGAAUGGAGCUGGCUCAAAUGUCACUUGCAUUGGGGAUUGAAUCUGCGAAGAUAGUUGCAUAUACUCGUAACCAAAUAAAGAAGCAACAAUUAGGAUUAACAUGUAUCCCAUCUAGUGUAUAUUAUCACUAUCAUUUAUAUGGGUUUAUCAUGUUUAUGUUCAUCUUUGGAAUAUUGUGGGUAGGAAGCCUUCUUUUAUCAUUGUUCAAUUUCAUAUCCCACCAUGAGAAAAAGUUAUGGAUAGCUUGUGUGGUUGGACCAUUUGGAGUAUGGAUAAGAUGGUUUAUGGCACGCCUCAAUGGAAAAGGAAUUGGAGCACAAAAGCACUUCAAAUGGCUACCGAUUGGAACAUUACUUACAAAUCUCAUAGCAAGCAUCAUUAUGGCUUCUUUAUCAAUAGUUCAUCUCAUGGUCAAGGAUCAUACUAAAAAAAUUGUGAUAGAAGGCCUUCAACUUGGUUUUUUGGGGUGCAUGAGUACUGUGUCUACAUUUGUAGUGGAAGUUCAAGCCAUGCAUCAAAGCAACCAUUCAUGGAGGGCUUACAUCUAUAUAUUAGUAUCUAUAUUGCCAGCAUUUAUUUUUGGAACUUUGAUAUACUCAAUACCGGUAUGGAUUAGAGGAUACUCUUAAACAUGAAAAAUCACAUGUUUUUGAAAAAAAUCAAAUUCCGUACAGUUCUUUAGUAGAUUUAUUAAAUAUAUAUUUUUUGAAAUAACUAAUAAUUUUAUUAUAAAUAACUCCUAUAAUAUACAUAUUAUCUUA
Cryptomeria japonica (Japanese cedar) is the source of this 2042-nucleotide messenger RNA. RefSeq lists its product as uncharacterized. The record is from RefSeq and is a predicted model, not a curated record. Gene Ontology annotation, molecular function: fluoride transmembrane transporter activity. The coding region runs from base 300 to 1910 and encodes 536 amino acids. Gene Ontology annotation, biological process: fluoride transmembrane transport. The transcript has 8 exons. NCBI's taxonomy places the organism in Eukaryota, Viridiplantae, Streptophyta, Pinopsida, Cupressales, Cupressaceae. Gene Ontology annotation, cellular component: membrane.